This is a messenger RNA of Tupaia belangeri chinensis (Chinese tree shrew), 575 nucleotides long. Its product is annotated as cGMP-dependent protein kinase 1-like. The record is from RefSeq and is a predicted model, not a curated record. The annotation marks the transcript as partial. The transcript has 7 exons. Gene Ontology annotation, molecular function: cGMP-dependent protein kinase activity; ATP binding. Lineage: Eukaryota; Metazoa; Chordata; Mammalia; Scandentia; Tupaiidae.
AUGGGAAGGUGGAGGUCACCAAAGAAGGUGUGAAGCUGUGCACCAUGGGUCCCGGCAAAGUGUUUGGGGAGCUGGCUAUUCUUUACAACUGCACCAGGACAGCGACCGUCAAGAAUGGGAAGGUGGAGGUCACCAAAGAAGGUGUGAAGCUGUGCACCAUGGGUCCCGGCAAAGUGUUUGGGGAGCUGGCUAUUCUUUACAACUGCACCAGGACAGCGACCGUCAAGACUCUUGUAAAUGUGAAACUCUGGGCCAUUGAUCGACAAUGUUUUCAAACCAUAAUGAUGAGGACAGGACUCAUCAAGCAUACAGAGUAUAUGGAAUUUUUAAAAAGUGUUCCAACAUUCCAGACCCUUCCUGAAGAGAUCCUCAGUAAGCUUGCUGAUGUCCUUGAAGAGACUCACUAUGAAAAUGGGGAAUACAUCAUCAGGCAAGGUGCAAGAGGGGACACCUUCUUUAUCAUCAGCAAAGGAAAGGUAAAUGUAACUCGUGAAGACUCACCAAGUGAAGACCCAAUCUUUCUUAGAACUUUAGGAAAAGGAGACUGGUUUGGAGAGAAAGCCUUGCAGGGGUAA